Messenger RNA from Molossus molossus (Pallas's mastiff bat), 876 nucleotides. RefSeq names its product archaelysin family metallopeptidase 1 (gene AMZ1). Lineage: Eukaryota; Metazoa; Chordata; Mammalia; Chiroptera; Molossidae. The transcript has 5 exons. The record is from RefSeq and is a predicted model, not a curated record. Bases 1 to 876 code for a protein of 291 amino acids. Gene Ontology annotation, molecular function: metallopeptidase activity.
AUGCUGCAGUGCCGGCCGGCCCAGGAGUUCAGCCUCGGCCCGCGGGCCCUGAAGGACGCGCUGGUCUCCACCGACCCGGCCCUGCGGCAGCUCUACGUGGCCACCUUCUGCCCAGCUGAGAGGCUCUUCCUGGCUGAGGCCUACAACCCCCGGAGGACGCUGUUCUGCACGCCGCUCAUAUACACGGCCUUCGACUGGCUCCUCAGUCGCCCCGAGGCCCCCGAGGACUUCGAGACCUUCCAGGCCGCCCUGCUGACCAGGAGGCAGGCCCCGGGGCGGAGACAUAUCUACCUGCAGCCCAUCGAUGUGAAGGAGGGCCCGGUGGGCGGCGCCCUGCUGGACUCCCUGCGGAGCUGCACGGAGGCCUUCUUCCUGGGCCUGCAGGUCAGGUGCCUGCCCUCCGUGGCGGCUGCGUCCAUCCGCUGCUGCUGGCGCCCCAGCCAGGACUCUGACGGGCGGCAGCUCCACACAGAUGGCAUCCUGUCCUUCCUGAAGGACAGCAAGCCGGGCGACGCGCUGUGUGUGCUGGGCCUGACGCUGUCCGACCUGUACCCCUGCGAGGCCUGGGGCUUCACCUUCGGCACCUUCCUCCCCGGGCACGGUCACCUGCCACGAGCUCUGCCACCUCCUGGGCCUGGGGAGCUGCCGCUGGCUGCGCUGCGUCAUGCAGGGGGCCCUCAGCCUGGACGAGGCCCUGCGGCGGCCCCUGGACCUCUGUCCCAUCUGCCUGCGGAAGCUGCAGCACGUCCUGGGCUUCAAGCUGGUGGAGAGGUACGAGAGACUCUACGCCUGGACACAGGCCGUGGCGAGGACCUGGCCGGGCCGGGAGGUGGGGGAGCCCUCGGUGGCGGAGGACACCCCGCCCUGCAGCGCUGA